AUGGAAGAGCAGCGCCUCCACAAGGCAUUCAGCUGCAUCCGAUGUUUUGAGAGAAAGGUGAAAUGCGACAAGCAGAGCCCGUGCUCCAAUUGUGUCAAGUCCAAGAUUGAAUGCAUCUUCCGAGUCCCGCCCGCUCCACGCCGCCGGAGGAAACGGGCCCAGGAGGAUCUACUACUUGCGCGCCUCAAAAAGUGCGAGGAUCUCCUCAAGAGCAGAGGCAUCGACGUCGACAAUCCCGAAACACAGUCGCGGGCGGCUUCGGGCCCUGUGACGCUCGAAAGCCCUCCGCUGACUCAACCGAGUUCGCAGCAACUCAGUCCCGAUGUGUCGGGCACGACUGGCGAGGAUCUCAUCUUCGCCGCGUCCGAGAUCAGGAGCGCCGGUCGGUUGAUCGUAGACCAGGGCAAGUCCCUGUUCGUCGAGAACAAUCUCUGGGCGAGUCUUUCGGACGAGUUCCAACAGCCCAACGAAGCGAUCGCCGGAUACUCCGACGACGACGAGGACGACGCGGGCACCCCGGUCGAGGAGAGCACCGAGUUCAUUCUCGGCUACACCCCGACGAGCAACUCGAUCCAACAACUACAUCCCUCUCCCACCAAUAUCUUCAUCCUCUGGCAAAUAUACCUUGACAACAUCAACCCGAUGACCAAGUUCAUCCACUAUCCGUCGUUUGGCAAGACGCUCGAGCAAGCCUGUGGGCAGCUCGACAAUCUGCCCCGAGGCCUGGAAGCGCUGUUGUUCGCCAUCUACGGCGCUGCCGUCUACACCAUUGAUGACGAAGAGUGUGAAAUGAGACUCGGUGAGCCUCGAAAGAUCCUGCUUGCGCGAUACCGACACGCCACGAGGAAAGCGCUGGCCCGGGCGAGGUUCAUGAAUACCUCGGAGCUAGUGGUGCUCCAAGCUCUGUCCCUCUACCUGUUCUCCAUGCGCGAGAACUACGACCCGCGGACGAACUGGACCUUGGCAGGAAUUGCCGUCCGCAUCGCCCAAGGCAUGGGUCUCCAUCGCGACGGCACAGGUCUGGGGCUGUCGAUUUUCGAGACAGAAAUGCGCCGACGUUUGUGGUGGCAAAUAGUCGUGUUGGAGGGACGCUCAGCCGAACUCAGUGGUUCAGGUCGAUUUAGCGACCUCUCCUUCUCCGAUGUUCUGGCACCGACCAACGUGAACGAUGAAGACCUCUAUCCCGAGAUGAAGGAACCGCCAGUUCCGCAAACAAGGCCGACCGAAAUGAUAUCGUGUCUUCUCCGAAUCGAGCUUACCAUGUUCUUCCUGGAGAAGCAACGACAAAAAUCGAGCAUCGACUUUGAGAGCUUGCGUCUUUCCGCGCCGUUGAAGAGCUCUCUUGAAGAGCGAGACGCCACGAUGGACGAGUUGGAACAACGGCUUGAAGACAAGUUUCUCAAGUACUGUGAUCCGUCGGUGCCUAUACAGUUCAUGUCUAUCAUCAUCGGCAGAGGAGCUAUCAACAUGAUGAGACUGAUGGCCCACCAUCCGCGCAAAUGGGGCUACCAGGAGCAACUGCCGCCAGGAGAACGGGACUACCUCUGGAACGUGUCGGUGAAGCUUCUCGAAGGAACGAACAUGGCACAUUCGUCGAAGCAGUUGCAGAGAUUCAUGUGGCAUACUAGAGUGCAUUUUGUGUGGCAAGCCCUCAUUUUCGUCCUCAACGACCUGAAGCAGUCUACUCUAGGACCAGAGGCUGACAGGGGGUGGCAAGCGGUGGACGAGAUCUAUCGGCAUCAUCCAUACUUCGUGACAGACUACAAGCGACCCUUGCACGUGGCGGUGGGAAGCUUGUGCUUGAAAGCGUACGCCGCGCGGGAGAAGGCCCUUCGCGCAAGUACCAACGGUGUGUUCCCCAAGUUCAUCCCAGAGUAUAUCCAACAGCUCCGCGAGCAGCGGGAGACUGGGCCGCUACAGCGCGCCAAGGCUGCGUCGUCGAAGAUGCGCUCCGGCAAUGCGAGAGAUGCUGUCAACGAUGCUGGGAGCAGCGAUAGCCAGUUCCCGACCACAAUGGGUUGGGAGAGCAUCUCGCCGCCGACGCAACCUACGCCCAGUAAUCUCUUCUCGGCGGACACUGUAUAUGGCACUUCCAACGCAAGCAGCCAGCUCCCCUUGCCUGCCUUCCAGCCCAUAAUACCUCCACCACCGGCUGGCGACGGUAUCUUUGCAUCUGAACAUAGUCUGGCGCACGAUCUGGCGCUGGCAGACGUCCAGCUGGAUUGGGCGCAGUGGGACUAUAUCAUGCAGGAUAUGGGGGAGAUACCUUGA
Molecule: messenger RNA, 2271 nt
Organism: Cladophialophora carrionii CBS 160.54
Lineage: Eukaryota; Fungi; Ascomycota; Eurotiomycetes; Chaetothyriales; Herpotrichiellaceae
Exons: 1
Coding region: 1-2271 (756 amino acids)
Biological process (GO): DNA-templated transcription; regulation of DNA-templated transcription
Molecular function (GO): DNA-binding transcription factor activity, RNA polymerase II-specific; zinc ion binding; DNA binding
Source: RefSeq, a predicted model, not a curated record